Molecule: messenger RNA, 1104 nt
Organism: Lithohypha guttulata
Lineage: Eukaryota; Fungi; Ascomycota; Eurotiomycetes; Chaetothyriales; Trichomeriaceae
Exons: 4
Coding region: 1-1104 (367 amino acids)
Source: RefSeq, a predicted model, not a curated record
AUGUCUACCACAAGCUCAACGACUACGAUAGACGACACGACUUCCAGCUCGGAAACAAGCACCACCACCACCUCCUCCUUCUCCACUACGACAGAGGACACAACCACUACCACGACUGAAGAAUCAACGACGGCAACGACAGAAGAAACGACUACGAUGACUUCGUCUGUACCAGCUCCUACGCCACUCUUCAAUGGGAACCUUGAAAGCACACCACCAGACGAACGGCAACUCAACGGCCCUGGGCUACGUGGUGGCUGGGAUCUUGAUGCGUACAGCUGGAUAGACGAUUUCAGCGAAAAUUCUUUGGAACAUGGUAUCCAAAUCAUCGCUACUUAUGCCAACAACUUAUACACAUUCAAACAGGACAACGUCGAUUUGGCGGAGUUCUCCAGCAAUACGCUUUCUCUGUCCUUCUCGUACCAGCAAUAUGAUGGCACUCAUCCUUGUCAGGCCAUUCUCGAUACCUUUGCUUUCGAAGCCUCUGGUACAUCUCGAGUUCCUUGGGUCACUAAAACGAUAGAUUUCAUACCAGUCAGUGAAAGUGGUACCUUGCAAUGGGACAUAAUAUGUGAUAGCUUCAUUGUUGUUUUCUGGGACAAUAUCGCCAUCACAGAGGCAACCCUAUCCGGUCCUACACGAUUCUUCAACGGAGACUUCGAAGAUACGCCGAUCGAGGAACGAGCAGUCCUAGGUCCCGGCCUUCGCGGCGGCUGGUCCAUAGGCGAACAGACUGGGAUUUUCCGCCCUGACCCCGUCACCCUAGUCCACGGCCAGUGUGCUCUCGUCACAUUAGAUCAACCUCAAAGCACCUUUGAACGCUACAACGUCGACCUCUCCGGAUAUGCAGCGAAUAGUCUGAUCCUCUCAUACUCGUAUUACCAACAAUUCUAUCCGAUUUCUUGUAAUGUCAACGUCAAGUUCUUCGACACAGCUAUUGACACAUUCACGAUGCCUUCCAACAUUGGGGUGUGGGUUGACAGGUGGAUACCAUUCACACCCGCAGGCUCGAGUGGGACUCUGAGAUUUGAAGUGGCUUGUGACGGUCCUGGUGCACGUAUUUGGUGGGACAAUAUUGGCAUCAGGGGGAAUACUGUGGCAUGA